AGAAGAUUACCAUGAAGACGGAUUCUGUCAGCCAUACAGGGGAAUUGCGUGUGCACGAAUUAUUGGAAACAGGACCAUUUAUGUGGACUCCCUCCAAAUGCAAGGGGAAAUUGAAAACCGAAUUACGGCUGCAUUUACCAUGAUUGGCACUUCAACGCAUUUGUCUGAUCAGUGCUCACAGUUCGCUAUACCGUCCUUCUGCCACUUUGUGUUUCCCCUGUGUGACGAGCGGUCUCGGACCCCUAAGCCGCGGGAGCUGUGCCGGGAUGAGUGUGAAGUUCUGGAGAAUGAUCUCUGUAGACAGGAAUACAACAUCGCUCGUUCAAACCCCCUGAUCUUGAUGCAGCUACAGUUGCCCAAGUGUGAGGAUCUGCCACGGCCUGACACCUUGGAAGCUGCCAACUGCAUAAGGAUUGGGAUCCCUGUGGAGAGACUCAGCCGAUACCAUCAGUGCUACAAUGGUUCCGGAGCAGACUACAGAGGGACAGUCAGUGUUACCAAGUCCGGCCACACUUGCCAACUCUGGGACUCCCAGAGUCCUCACAACCAUGAACUGACAAGCGCACAGUUUCCAGAGCUAGGUGGAGGUCAUGCAUAUUGCCGAAAUCCUGGAG
This is a messenger RNA of Apaloderma vittatum (bar-tailed trogon), 614 nucleotides long. RefSeq names its product tyrosine-protein kinase transmembrane receptor ROR2-like. The record is from RefSeq and is a predicted model, not a curated record. The transcript has 3 exons. NCBI's taxonomy places the organism in Eukaryota, Metazoa, Chordata, Aves, Trogoniformes, Trogonidae. The annotation marks the transcript as partial. Gene Ontology annotation, molecular function: endopeptidase activity; signaling receptor binding.